AUGUCGUUAAUCUCUUCAAGUUCAUUCACGACAAUGCAAGAAAAGAAACUUCGCAAACUUGCAAAAAAGUGUGGAACGGUUCCUGAGAAUCUCCCUACAAUUCUUCAAAAUCCAGAUAUUGUCACUCUUAUUCUCAAAUACUUAAAAGGCAAAGAUACCGAUGACGAAAUGCCCGCACUUUUGUUCGAUUGGAAUCAGGCUGGCUUUAAUGACACCAACGUUCCAAAUUGCCGUAACGGUGUUGCAGGACAGACCCAAGGGGCUAUAAUUGCAAACCUCCUUGCAAACGGAGCAAUCGAUUUUAUGAAUCUGAACAUACUAUUCGUUUUUCAAAAUGGUCAAGCAAUUGGAACUUGGCACAAGAAUGUCGCUGUGAAUUUGCCUUGGGUGAAACAUCAAGCUGGUGUUCCAGAUAUCUGUAACAACCUCUUAAGACUUAAUAAGAUUACGGCCCACACAGCCAAUGUAGAUAUCGAGGAUUUUUCAGAAGACAGGGAGGGUAUGGAAGAGAACACCGAACUCAAGAGCAGAAUCGAUAAGUUAGAGAAAAAUAGGACAGAUGCUGUUGCCGAGAACGUUGAAAGCAAUUUAGUUAGAGUGAGAACCUUUUACGUAGUUGACCCCAGAAAUCUGGAAAAAGCGAUUACUGGUGCAAAAAGGAUUGAAGCCGGAGAAUACUACGGAAUAACAACAGAAAAGGAAACAAAAAACACUUCCCUAGAAGGAACUAUCGCAGAAUUAACCAAGCAGAUGCAAGAGCUGGCGGCUAAUUAUGCUAAGCUCAUCACAACAAUGACAUCCCAAGCUGGACUUAGAAUGAGAAACAGAGUAGAUAUCCAGGAAGGAUUACCAGGCCCGGCCAUCUAUUUAGCACAGGUAGAAGAGCUACCCACAACAGCCAAAGAACCAGAGACCACUGUGGAAGAGAUGAUUCGACAGGUAGAGAUUGGUGACGAGUUGAACCAGAAAGAGAAAGAAGAG
Molecule: messenger RNA, 981 nt
Organism: Acaulospora morrowiae
Lineage: Eukaryota; Fungi; Glomeromycota; Glomeromycetes; Diversisporales; Acaulosporaceae
Source: the annotation of a GenBank genome assembly